This is a messenger RNA of Danaus plexippus (monarch butterfly), 3364 nucleotides long. It is a transcript of the gene PHO, whose product is annotated as transcriptional repressor protein YY1-like. Lineage: Eukaryota; Metazoa; Arthropoda; Insecta; Lepidoptera; Nymphalidae. The transcript is spliced from 12 exons. Gene Ontology annotation, molecular function: RNA polymerase II cis-regulatory region sequence-specific DNA binding; DNA-binding transcription factor activity, RNA polymerase II-specific. Gene Ontology annotation, biological process: regulation of transcription by RNA polymerase II. The record is from RefSeq and is a predicted model, not a curated record. Gene Ontology annotation, cellular component: PcG protein complex; transcription regulator complex. The coding region runs from base 297 to 1451 and encodes 384 amino acids.
GCUUUUUCUUCGAGGUCUCGGCAAUACGAACGGGCGUCCAUUUUGCAUCGCCAUAUUGAAAUUGGUCGGACAUCUUUGGACGCCAUGUUUAGUCGGACAUAUUUUAUAAACAUUUUCGCGUAAAUUUCAAAUAUUUUUGAGCACUAAUUAUCAAACUUUUUUUCACUGAAGUGAGUGAUAUUGUUUGCUGCAAAAAUCGUAGGGAAAAAAUCCUUGCCUACGCAGCAGCCUAUAUUCGAGUCCGGGGGGCCGAGGAGCUUUUGUUAUAAGCUAAAUAAAGCUAGGCUGGCCUCAAAAUGAUGAAUCAAGAAAUUAUGUGUGAAGUUGAGAUUGGAACACACGAUGGCAUGGUCGAGAUAGAUGUGGAUGAACAGGUCGGCGUUAAGUAUGAAGAAAUUGAGACGGGUCAGUACGAGGAAUAUAUAACCGAUGAUCAGUAUGAAGAGGUUGAGGAACAGGUUAUUGGUAUGCAGCAUUUAGAGGAAGAUUAUAAAAUUUCAGUUGGCAGCGAGGAGGUUAUACUGCCAGGGAUAUCCGAGGAGGUUCUACAUAAUGAUGCGACCUACGACAAUGUGUACCAGCCUCCCGGAAACAGCAGAAGAGGUCGUGGCAGGCCGAGAGUGAACGCCUCCAACAACAUACACCAUUUGAUGCCAAUAGGUGAAGUACCCAUGGGUCUCAUGGAGAACAGUUCAGGACGUGCUGCUCGUAGAUGGGAACAGAAACAGGUCCAGAUCAAAACAAUGGAGGGAGAGUUCUCAGUCACCAUGUGGGCCACUGGAGAGGAUGAUGAUGACGGAUCAAACCCCGAACCCGAUCCUGAUUACACCGAGUACAUGACGGGGAAGAAGAAUGUGCUGGGAAAUGAUAAUAUGCCAGGCUUAGACUUAUCAGAUCCGAAACAAUUGGCGGAGUUCGCGCGUCCAGGACACAAGAUCAGAUUGAAGAAACCUUCCCCGGAGUCAUCAGACAGAACCAUAGCGUGUCCACACAAGGGUUGUUCGAAGAUGUUCAGAGACAAUUCUGCCAUGAGGAAACAUUUGCACACGCACGGACCGAGAGUUCACGUCUGUGCUGAAUGCGGCAAAGCGUUUGUUGAGAGUUCAAAGUUGAAACGUCACCAGCUGGUCCACACGGGGGAGAAGCCGUUCCAGUGCACCUUCGAGGGUUGCGGGAAGAGAUUCUCAUUGGACUUUAAUCUCAGAACCCACGUCCGUAUCCACACGGGAGAUCGUCCCUAUGUAUGUCCGUUCGACGGCUGCAAUAAGAAAUUCGCGCAGUCAACGAACCUGAAGUCACACAUACUGACACACGCCAAGGCCAAAUCAAGAAACUCACUGUCUCGGAACGGUAACGCCUAUGAAUCAGCCAGAACGACGCCACAAUACGUUCAGCUGGAGGUGUCUCCGGACGACUCAAAUCCUCAACUAAUCUUCUACACUCACGAGUGAUAGUGUUCAAAUAAUAUAGUGUAUAUAGCUAGGCAAAGACUGUCUGAUGUUAGAGAAUUGAUGGUAUGUUCUGUUUACUAAGCGUUUGUAAAACUGAUGGUACAAGAUUAAUGAUGUAUCGGGUGCCUAUUUUGGUGAGAGCGUUUUAAACUCAAAUUUAACCGUUACAAUCUAAAUGAUAGUCAUUUUUCUCAUCAGCUUUGUAUUUACCAUCAGGGUGUGACGGAAUAGUUAUGUGUUAUAGGUAAAUGUUAACAGGCUGUGACAAACACAGAUAACAGUUGCGGUUAAUUUUAACUAACAUCACAACUAGUUUAUAAUUUUAGAUAACGUUUAUAUGAAUCCAAAGCGGCAUCUGUAUGAGGAAUUAAAUUUAUCACUAAUGUUCCUUGAUUGGUGUUGAAAAAUUAUUUAUCGUCUUUACCAAACAGAAAUGCGUGAAAAUUUAUUCAUAUCAGUCUUAAAUUUUCAUUUUUGAAGUUUAUAGUUCUGGUAAAGUAAAUCUGUGGAACUAACUAAAUUUUAUAUCCAAGUCAUCUAUAUCCCUUCUCCAUUUUAAAAUUCAUUUAAAUUCUGCUAUCUCCGUUGACAUAUUAUAACUGCUUGUGUCCACUAAUUGUUGUAACAAGGUGUAAGUUAGAAUCUUCUGCAGAUUAUAAGUCUUUAUUGUCUAUGGUACUUUAAUGUCGCUAUAUCAUACAAAAAAAAACCUCCUGUCUAUGGAUGGUGAAAUUAUCUGAAAUGCUAAAAAGGCUCUAUCAACAUGAUAAUCUAGAUUUUUUUUCACUGAAGUAUUCUAAAUUGUGAUAUUUUCUUGCUUAAAUGUUCUUUAUACUGUCCAUGGUCAUAUAUUUUUCAAAAAAUGUCAAAAAAGGUUACUCGAUGAAUUUAGUUUUUCUUAUACAUAUACCUAAGAGUCAAAUAUAAAAAAUUUAAAUUAAAUGCAACCAAUAUUUUCUAAAUAGAACGGUUGUUGUAUAAAUUGUAUAAAUAUUAAGUAACAAAUAAAACAUUAUUUAAAAAAAAAACUAUAUAAAUACUAUCGAUUGAUUUUUAAGUUAGUAAGAAGCAUAAUAACAGAGGUAAUAAGAUUUUCUGUUUAAAAAAUAGUAAAAUUUUUACAAAUAAAGCGUGAGAAUUCUCAUAACAAGCACAAAUUUUGUCAUUUCUUGAUGUUAUAUAUUUAAAACGAAUCCUAAAUCUAAUAUAAGUUCAAAGAAUAUAAACAUGUCUCUUCAUAUAUCGAAAUUCUAGUACGUAUAAGUAAUGUGUUAUUUGUUAUAAAUAAAAAUGUACAUUGUGUAAAAACAUGCCAAAAAAAAAAAAACUUAUGUGUAAUAACAUAGAUUAUAUUAACCAUAGGUGGAAUCUUAAAAGAAUAUAUGAGGUAUUUAUUUUAUGAGCCAGUCAGUAAAUGGAUUUGAUUGAAUUAAUUUUUUUUAUGAGCCAAUAAAAUAUACGAUUAAUUUCUAAACUAUAUAUAUCCUGUCAUUAAAAUUUGACAGUUUUUUUGGAGGGAAAUCUUAUAUGCUUGCAUUUUUUUUUACUCAACCGAUCGAUUUAGUAUAGUAAUCGCUCUAUAUAACCAUAUUUCUUCAGUGACACAAUAUUUACGUUUAAAGUGUUAUGACAAAUAGUUUAAUUCGUUUAUUGACUGGCGGUAACAGUGAACUUAGUCAGAAUGUAGCUGUACAACACUUAUUUUAAGUUUUCAAGUGAUUUCCAAGUCUUGCACUAAGUUAAUAAUGACUGAUGUAAAUAAAAGUUUUACUGUAUUGUGAUAUUUGAAAUGUAUUUCUACGAACGAUAUGUUUUCUAUUGUCUUUUUUUUUUUAUUUGGUAUUUCAAAUAUUACAGUACGUGUAAAGAUUGUAUGAACAAUCUGAAGCGAAAUAAAUUGUAAAUGUUUAUAA